This is a messenger RNA of Sinocyclocheilus grahami, 2443 nucleotides long. RefSeq names its product disintegrin and metalloproteinase domain-containing protein 12-like. Gene Ontology annotation, biological process: proteolysis. Gene Ontology annotation, molecular function: metalloendopeptidase activity. The transcript has 18 exons. The coding region runs from base 311 to 2443 and encodes 710 amino acids. The record is from RefSeq and is a predicted model, not a curated record. NCBI's taxonomy places the organism in Eukaryota, Metazoa, Chordata, Actinopteri, Cypriniformes, Cyprinidae.
UUCACCAAAGCACGAGACCAAACCGCAUCUGUUCUUAGCUGUCCGUGUGCUCUUUGCUUUUGUUUACACUCUGCACGUGUGACACGGGACAGUGUGAACACAGUAGACUGUAAGAUUUAAGCAGUACUGGCUUUGUGAAGCUCUCCUGACAGCUCUAUCGCGGGUCCGUAGACCACCCUCCCCUAUCUCCCCUGUGGAUUUAAUCGAAUUGCAGGAAGUCCCUCACAUCCUCUCUGCUUGCGCUGUGUGUGUUUGUGUGUGUUCCUGUGUCGGUAUAUUAUGAAGAUCUCAUCAUAAGGAGCCGGGCAUCAUGAGGAUCUACCGGCGCAUGGAGAACUGGUGCCUCAUGAGCGGACUGCGCGCGUUUGUGCUGCUGAUAGUGGGACUGGCAGCUGACAUCUCCACUCAUCACUCACCCGACGGGAGGCAACUAAAAAGUGUGCUCAACAAACUGGAACACUACCACACCAUGGUACCGCUACUGCUGGAAGGAACAGAGCAGAGACCAAUCAGCUGGCUCCGCUCCAGAACACCUCCCACUUCGCUGCGCAUCCUGAUCCAAGCAGAAGGACAACAGCUGAUUUUAUCUGUGGAAAAGAACCACGGCCUCUUUGCCAGCCAUUACACUGAGACACAUUACAGGGAAGAUGGACAAACUGUUAAGAGCACUCACAACUCUAAGAUGAAUUGCUAUUACCAUGGUGAAGUCCAAGGAUACACACACUCUGAUGUCAGCCUCAGUACAUGCACUGGUAUCAGAGGGUUUAUCUUACUUGAAAAUAAAACACUGAUGGUGGAGCCAGCUUUUGAGCCAGCAAAUGACACCCAUGUGAUUUAUGAAGGACAUCACCUACACUUCCCCUCUGGGACCUGUGGACACGGACACAACAUAUCGACUGUCAGCCAUAUGAGCGCUGGAGGACCGCCACAAUCAUUCAGCACAAGGCAUAAACGGGAUGUUCAGAAGACCACCAAAUAUGUGGAGCUCAUCAUUGUAGCAGACAACAGGGAGUUCCAGAAACAAGGAAAAGAUUUGGAGAAGGUUAAGCAAAGGCUAGCAGAGAUUGCCAAUUACGUGGACAAGUUUUACAGAGUGCUGAACAUUCGAGUAGCUCUGGUGGGACUGGAGGUGUGGAGUGAUGUCGAUAAGUGUGCAGUCACCCAAGACCCCUUCACAACCCUGCAUGAGUUUUUAGACUGGAGAAAACUUAAAUUGCUGCCGCAGCGGCCACAUGAUAAUGCCCAGCUUAUUAGUGGGGUGUACUUCCAGGGCACCACAAUAGGCAUGGCUCCCAUCAUGAGUAUGUGUACCGCUGAGCAGUCAGGAGGCAUUGUCAUGGAUCACUCGGACAAUCCUCUGGGAGCUGCUGUGACUUUGGCCCAUGAGUUGGGCCAUAACUUUGGAAUGAACCAUGACACUCCAGAGCGAGGAUGCGGCUGUAGGAUGACUGUAGAUCGUGGCGGCUGCAUCAUGACCCCCUCUACAGGGUUCCCGUUCCCCACUGUGUUCAGUACGUGUAGUAAGAAGGAUCUGGUGGCUAGUCUGGAGAAAGGGGUGGGCAUGUGUUUAUAUAAUAUGCCUGAAGUCAAAUUGCUGUACGGGGGACAGAAAUGUGGCAACGGAUACAUUGAAGAAGGAGAGGAGUGUGACUGCGGAGAGCCAGAGGAGUGUCUAAACCCCUGCUGUAACGCUACAACCUGCACUCUCAAGGGAGAUGCUGUGUGUGCCCAUGGACAGUGCUGUGAAGACUGCCAGUUAAAACCAGCUGGGACUCCUUGUAGAGAGUCCAGUAACUCCUGUGACUUACCUGAGUUUUGCACCGGAUCAAACCCCCACUGCCCUGCCAAUGUGUACCUGCAAGAUGGACUCGUGUGCCACAAUAUGGAUGGUUACUGUUACAACGGCAUCUGUCAGACUCAUGAGCAGCAAUGCAUCACUCUGUGGGGACCAGGAGCGAAACCUGCCCCGGGAAUCUGUUUUGAAAGAGUAAACUCUGCAGGUGAUCCCUAUGGAAAUUGUGGAAAAGACUCCAAAGGUUCCUUUGCUAAAUGUCAAGCAAGGGAUGCUAGGUGUGGGAAAAUUCAGUGCCAAGGAGGUGCCAAAAGGCCAGUGAUCGGAACCAAUGCGGUGUCCAUAGAGACAAACAUACCUCUGCAGGAGGGUGGGCGUAUUCUGUGCCGCGGAACACAUGUGUACCUUGGUGAUGAUAUGCCUGAUCCAGGACUGGUAUUGGCAGGCACAAAGUGUGCUGAGGGAAUGAUCUGUUUGAACAGGCAGUGUCAGAAUGUCAGUGUCUUUGGAGUGCACAAGUGCUCUGGGAAGUGUAAUGGAAGAGGGAUCAGUAGGAACAAAACGAGCACCCAGCCCCCCACGGACACAGUCAGUCUUCAGGGUCUCACCUCAGCACAAGCCCGCCUCUUUACCUUUACACUCCCGCUGUGA